Molecule: messenger RNA, 2000 nt
Organism: Ficedula albicollis (Collared flycatcher)
Lineage: Eukaryota; Metazoa; Chordata; Aves; Passeriformes; Muscicapidae
Gene: TSN
Product: translin
Exons: 5
Biological process (GO): RNA metabolic process
Cellular component (GO): cytoplasm; nucleus
Molecular function (GO): sequence-specific DNA binding; RNA binding; single-stranded DNA binding
Source: RefSeq, a predicted model, not a curated record
GGACGGGACGGGGCCUCGGCUGACGGCGCGCUGUGCCCGCAGGAGAUCCGGAAGGUGGUGCAGGCGCUGGAGCAGACGGCGCGGGAGAUCCUGACGCUGCUGCAGGGCGUGCACCAGGGGCCCGGCUUCCAGCACAUUUCAAAGAAGUGUCAGAAGGCUCGUGAGCACUUUGGUACAGUGAGGACACAGAUGGAGUCUCUGAAGACCAAGUUUCCUGCUGAUCAGUAUUACAGGUUUCAUGAGCACUGGAGGUUUGUGCUGCAGCGGCUGGUGUUCCUGGCAGCAUUCGUAGUCUACUUGGAGUCAGAAACAUUAGUGACCCGAGAAGCUGUUGCAGAAAUACUUGGGAUUGAAGCUGAUCGAGAACGGGGCUUUCACCUGGACAUUGAAGAUUAUCUUUCUGGUGUAUUAACUCUGGCCAGUGAGCUGGCCAGGCUGGCAGUGAACAGUGUCACAGCAGGGGACUAUUCCCGCCCUCUCCGCAUCUCAGCCUUUAUCAACGAGCUGGAUUCUGGCUUCCGCCUCCUCAACCUGAAGAAUGACUCGCUGCGGAAACGCUACGACGGGCUGAAAUACGAUGUCAAGAAAAUUGAGGAAGUGGUUUAUGACUUGUCGAUCCGAGGACUCAAUAAGGAGGCAACAGUUGGUGCAGGCGGGGAGAAGUGAAGGAUGCUCGUUUGAGCAGCAUCAUCCAUUACCUCAGAUGGUUGCCAAUUUAGGAAGUACCUAGAGAAGCCUUCCUACAUUAGUUUAGAAGAACUGCAGCUCAAAGCUGCUCUCUAUUUUCUUACAAAAGGUGUAGUAGAGGUGUUAGAUGUUUUGUAAAAUCGUGUCUAGAUUAGAACAGGAGACUGUUUCCAGUGGAAUUCCUCUGUCAAACACAUGGUGCCGUUCUCUGCACAGCAGCAAUAGUAGUCAGUAACUCCCAUGGGCUGAGAUUCCCAGUAGUUCUGUAGUGCUGCUUCCCUGCUCUGUCAGGGGAGUGCUGUGGCUGUCUCUGUUCCCAUGCCCUCAGAGGUGUGUGCACAGCACACAGCUCAGUGCAGAUGCAGACACAUGGGAUCUUUUAAGAAAAGCAGUGUGUAAAUACCGACUUUUUUUUAAGAUACUUUUUUUUUCCUUUUUUUUUUCUUCAAUUUUCACCUAUGUAAGUUGAACAAAUUUGCAUAACUGUUUAUGGACCAGAUCCAGAUCUCUUUUUUAAUGGUUUCUGUUAAUGUACCCCCUGUAAUUGAGAAAUUAGUGAAAAUACUCCUGAGAAUUCUUCUAUUGGAACUUUUAUUGGGUGUCUUGCACCCUGAUCUCUCUCAUAUUUUUUUCCUUUCCACCAAGAUUUCAGUUACCAGGGAGAGCAAGGUUUUUUUGACACCUGCUUUCUCUGACUGUAUUUGUUUUACUGGCAUGAGUAAAUGCAGAGUUUUAAAUGAUGAUUUGUCUUGAGAACUCAGUGUAACCAAUUGUAAUUUUUUUUAACUUCUAAAUUUUCAGAAUAGAGAAGUGUAAACUGCUAAACUGCAGGUGGUGUCAGAGUUAUAACAACCUGUACAGGCCACGACUAUACCUGUGUCCUGGGAUUAAAAAAAAAACCAACAAAAAACAUCACAAAACUAUAGUUUGUGUAGUAAAAUGUUUGUAUCUCCAGAAAUGGGGAAGUUACCUGCUUUCAGGUAAGUAUGUAAGAUGUUUGCAAACACCAACAGCCUCUUUCAUGUGUGUAAGUGGACAGACUCGUGCCUCCCCAUGUGCUUGUUCUCCUGUCCUAAAUUACUUUGAGUUUUGCCAUUCUCCUAUUUCUGAUGGUGCACAAGGGUUAAGGAGAACAGCUAACUUAGGAGGAGGAGGAAUACUUCAGAGGAUGAAUGGCAACGGUCAAGUUUAUGUGGGGUUAGCGUUUCGGUUUCUUAGUGAAGAUUUACCACUGAGUUAGGGGGUUGUUUUGUUUAUUGGAAGAAAAUAGUUUAUUGGUUAUUUUGGCCAAUAAAAGCUGUUCUUUGAUUAUG